AAAAUAAUCCCAUAAUUCUCUUUUCCCUCUCCAUUCAUAAGGCACAACUCUCCCCUCUCCUCUCUCACUUCACACCACACCUCUCUCGUCACUACAAGCAGCUACCAUUGCCUCUGCUGCUGAUCUUUCUCACACUCCAUGGAAGCCAGCGCCGGACUCGUCGCCGGUUCUCAUAACCGGAAUGAACUCGUCGUCAUUCAUGGCCAUGAAGAGCCGAAGACAUUGCGGAACUUGGAUGGUCAAGUGUGUGAGAUAUGUGGAGACCAAGUGGGGCUGACAGUGGAUGGAGAGUUGUUUGUUGCCUGUAAUGAGUGUGGUUUUCCUGUGUGCCGUCCUUGCUAUGAGUACGAGAGAAGAGAAGGCUCUCAAAACUGCCCCCAGUGCAAAACCAGAUUCAAACGUCUCAAAGGGAGCCCUAGGGUGGAUGGAGAUGAGGAUGAGGAAGAUGUUGAUGAUAUUGAGUAUGAGUUCAAAGUGGAGGAUGAAAGGAAAAGGCAAGAGCAUGUUGUGGAUGCCCUGCUUCAUGGCAAAAUGAGCUAUGGAAGAGGCCAUGAAGAUGAGGAGACUUCCAAUGCCCAAUUCCCACCUGUUAUUGCUGGUGGUAGAAGCAGACAGGUCAGUGGAGAGUUCCCAUUGGCAUCCCAUGGUCAUGAUCAGCAAAUGUUAUCUUCUUCUCUGCAUAAGAGAGUUCACCCAUAUCCAGUUUCUGAACCAGGGAGUGAAAAAUGGGAUGACAAGAAAGAGGGAGGAUGGAAAGAAAGAAUGGAUGAUUGGAAAAUGCAGCAGGGAAAUCUUGGCCCUGACCCUCAUGAUGAUUCCAAUGAUCAAGACAUGGCUCUGAUGGAUGAGGCAAGGCAGCCACUAUCAAGAAAAGUACCACUCCCAUCAAGCAGGCUCAAUCCAUAUCGAAUGGUGAUUGUGGCUCGGCUGUUCAUCCUGGCCUUGUUCUUCCAUUAUAGAAUUCUGAACCCAGUUGAGGAUUCAUUUGGUCUCUGGUUAACUUCUGUGAUAUGUGAGAUUUGGUUUGGUUUUUCAUGGAUUCUUGAUCAGUUUCCCAAAUGGUUUCCUAUCGAUCGUGAGACCUAUCUUGACCGUCUUUCAAUCAGGUAUGAGAGAGAGGGAGAGCCAAACAUGCUUGCCCCAGUUGAUGUGUUUGUGAGUACAGUGGAUCCAAUGAAGGAACCUCCUAUUGUUACUGCCAACACAAUUCUUUCGAUCUUGGCAAUGGACUACCCAGUUGACAAGAUCUCUUGCUACAUUUCUGAUGAUGGAGCUUCCAUGUGCACAUUCGAAGCCUUAUCGGAAACUGCAGAGUUUGCUCGGAAAUGGGUUCCUUUCUGCAAGAAGUUUAACAUAGAGCCAAGAGCUCCUGAUAUGUACUUCUCCGAGAAGAUUGAUUACCUCAAGGACAAAGUGCAACCUACUUUUGUCAAGGAGAGACGAGCCAUGAAGAGAGAGUACGAGGAAUUCAAGGUGAGGAUCAAUGCUCUUGUGGCCAAAGCUACAAAGGUUCCUGCAGAAGGUUGGAUUAUGCAAGAUGGAACACCAUGGCCUGGAAACAACACCAAGGAUCACCCUGGUAUGAUUCAGGUUUUUCUUGGUCACAGUGGAGGGCUUGACACUGAGGGAAAUGAGCUUCCUCGCCUUGUCUAUGUCUCUCGUGAGAAAAGGCCUGGUUUCCAACAUCACAAGAAAGCUGGUGCCAUGAAUUGCCUGGUACGAGUUUCUGCAGUGCUUACCAAUGCUCCAUUCAUGCUGAACUUGGAUUGUGAUCAUUAUAUUAACAACAGCAAGGCUGCGAGAGAGGCCAUGUGUUUCUUGAUGGAUCCUCAGGUGGGCAAGAGAGUCUGCUAUGUUCAGUUCCCUCAAAGAUUUGAUGGUAUUGAUAAGAACGAUCGAUAUGCCAACAAGAACUCAGUCUUCUUUGAUAUUAACAUGCGAGGUCUAGACGGUGUUCAAGGACCAGUAUAUGUCGGUACAGGUUGUGUAUUCAGACGGCAAGCCUUAUAUGGCUACAAUCCUCCAAAGGGCCCAAAGCGUCCAAAGAUGGUGAGCUGUGACUGCUGCCCUUGCUUUGGCCGCCGCAAGAAGCUUCCCAAGUAUGUCAAGAAUGAUGCAAAUGAAGGAGCAAGCCUACAAGGAGUGGAAGAUGACAAGGAGAUGCUAAUGUCCCAAAUGAAUUUCGAAAAGAAAUUCGGACAAUCUGCAAUUUUUGUGACUUCAACCUUGAUGACUGAAGGUGGUGUGCCUCCUUCCUCAAGUCCAGCAGCCCUGCUCAAAGAAGCCAUUCAUGUCAUCAGUUGUGGUUAUGAAGACAAAACAGAAUGGGGUCGUGAGCUAGGAUGGAUUUAUGGGUCUAUCACAGAGGAUAUUCUGACUGGAUUUAAGAUGCAUUGCCGUGGUUGGAGGUCAAUUUACUGUAUGCCAAAGAGACCUGCAUUCAAGGGUACAGCACCCAUCAAUCUUUCAGAUCGGCUCAACCAGGUACUUCGGUGGGCUCUAGGUUCCAUUGAAAUCUUUUUCAGUCACCAUUGUCCUCUCUGGUAUGGCCACAAGCAAGGAAAGCUCAAGUGGCUCGAGCGGUUUGCUUAUGUCAACACCACUGUCUACCCUUUCACCUCCCUGCCUCUUCUUGCCUACUGUACCCUCCCUGCAAUCUGCUUGCUCACUGAUAAAUUCAUCAUGCCACCGAUAAGCACUUGGGCAAGUCUCUACUUCAUUUCUCUGUUCGUCUCAAUCUUUGCUACGGGUAUUCUUGAGCUGAGAUGGAGUGGAGUAAGCAUUGAAGAGUGGUGGAGAAACGAGCAGUUCUGGGUCAUUGGUGGUGUAUCAGCUCACUUAUUUGCUGUUGUACAAGGUCUUCUCAAGAUUUUGGCUGGAAUUGACACCAACUUUACAGUCACGUCAAAAACAACAGAUGAUGAUGAUUUUGGAGAGUUGUAUGCCUUUAAAUGGACCACACUCCUAAUUCCCCCAACCACUCUAUUAAUCAUCAACAUUGUUGGAGUGGUAGCUGGGAUUGCAGAUGCCAUAAACAAUGGAUACCAAUCAUGGGGUCCUCUAUUUGGAAAGCUUUUCUUCGCCUUCUGGGUGAUUGUCCAUCUCUAUCCCUUCCUUAAAGGUCUGAUGGGGCGCCAGAACCGAACACCUACCAUUGUCGUCAUAUGGUCAAUACUUUUGGCUUCCAUCUUCUCCUUACUUUGGGUCCGGAUUGAUCCAUUUGUAAUGAAGACCAAGGGGCCUGAUGUUAAGCAAUGUGGACUCAACUGCUGAAAAUACUUUGUACUAACAUUUGUCCUCCUUUCAAUGUGUGCAUCUCCACAAGAUACAAGGUGUAUUCUUGUUUAUGUGACUAUGAUGUAUAAAACAAAUACACUGCAGAUUCUCAAGAAUGAAUAAGAUAGAGUGAAAUUUUUGUGUAGCAUAAAUUCAAUGUAUGUACCCAGUUUUGCAAUUGAAAUGGAAUUGUUGAUCAUGAUGCUUUUUA
Messenger RNA from Humulus lupulus (European hop), 3487 nucleotides. Its product is annotated as cellulose synthase A catalytic subunit 7 [UDP-forming]. The record is from RefSeq and is a predicted model, not a curated record. Gene Ontology annotation, molecular function: cellulose synthase (UDP-forming) activity. Gene Ontology annotation, biological process: cellulose biosynthetic process; plant-type primary cell wall biogenesis. NCBI's taxonomy places the organism in Eukaryota, Viridiplantae, Streptophyta, Magnoliopsida, Rosales, Cannabaceae. Gene Ontology annotation, cellular component: plasma membrane; trans-Golgi network. The transcript is spliced from 13 exons. The coding region runs from base 139 to 3273 and encodes 1044 amino acids.